AUGGCGCCUCCACUGGACAUGGCCAAGACGUUGGUCAGGCAGGUGGUUCGAGCCUUCUACGACAACAACUAUGUCCUGGUCAUUGACGCCCUAAUCAUCCAUUCGGCACUCAAGGACGAAGACUUGCGCUUUAUGUUGGGAAUGAACACAAAAGAGGUACACAGGCUUUGCGGAAAGCUGCGAGAAGAUCGCUUCAUCACGUCAUAUACGCGACCGGAGCAGUCGAAUAACCCGGAACAGAAGCGACCAAUCAACAAACAAUACUACUUCAUCGAUUACCGACAGGCCAUCGACGCGAUCAAGUGGCGGGUGUACACCGUGGACAAAGAGAUACAGGGCACGAACAUUCCGGUAAGCGAGCGCAAGGAAUACUUCUGCGAGCGAUGCAAAGCGGAAUGGACCCAAAUGGAGGUGCUCGACAAAGCCAGCAGCGCAGGGUUCCUCUGUCACAACUGCGAGUACCCCUUGACACAUGACUUGGAACGGCACUCGACGGGACACCAAGAGUCAACCAGAUUGAACGAGCAGUUCAAGUUCAUCACAGAGAUGCUGCCGCGCAUCGAUGAUGUGGUCGUACCAGAGAACACAUUCGACAUAGCCAUCAGUGCCUACAAGCCGCUCGCACCCGAUACCAGCCAGGGUCCCAUCGGUUUUGUCUCGGCCCUCCAGCCUACAUCGGUCAAAGGACUGGACAAUAUCGGACCAAAGUCUCUAUCAGUCAAUAUAUCCACAUCCGACGGACCGUCAGAGGCAGAGAAGGCCGCGGAGCAGGCCAGGAAAGAUAAGAUUGCGCAUCAAAAUGCGCUACCUUCAUGGAUGUCCAACAGCACCGUUACAGGAGAAUCCUAUCUCACGGCGAAUUCUACAUCGACCCCUGCGGUGAAAACGCAAGCACUUGAUUCGAAAGAGGGCAUCAAAAGCAGCGGGGAGGAACAAGAUGACUCGGAAAUGGCAAAAAUGUUCGCAGCUAUUAAGGCACAGCAAGAAGCAGAUGCUGCACGGGCGCUGGCAGAAGAAGGCAGCGACGACGAGGAAGACGAUGACGAGGACGAUUUCGAGGAUGUUGUGGCGACAGGCAACAACUCCAGCGGGGCAACGCCAGCCAGUGCUGCCACGCCUGCGAAUAAAAGAAGCGCAGAUUCCCAUGAAGACAGCGCCGACGACUUGCCAGCAAAACGAGUCAAGCUUGAGUCGCCGGCUCAGCAGGAAGGCGACGAGAGCGAAGAAGACCUUGAAUUUGAAGAUGUUUCAUGA
Messenger RNA from Verticillium nonalfalfae, 1254 nucleotides. RefSeq lists its product as uncharacterized. The record is from RefSeq and is a predicted model, not a curated record. The transcript has 3 exons. Gene Ontology annotation, cellular component: transcription factor TFIIE complex. Lineage: Eukaryota; Fungi; Ascomycota; Sordariomycetes; Glomerellales; Plectosphaerellaceae. The coding region runs from base 1 to 1254 and encodes 417 amino acids. Gene Ontology annotation, biological process: transcription open complex formation at RNA polymerase II promoter; transcription initiation at RNA polymerase II promoter.